Nicotiana tabacum (common tobacco) is the source of this 777-nucleotide messenger RNA. NCBI's taxonomy places the organism in Eukaryota, Viridiplantae, Streptophyta, Magnoliopsida, Solanales, Solanaceae. The record is from RefSeq and is a predicted model, not a curated record.
AUGGAAAGCUCCACUCUCCAGACAAAGGAAGGUAAUUGGCAAACGGUUGUAUUCCCCAAGAAGAAAAAAUCCAAUCAAAAUAUAAAGGUGAUGCCCUUCAAUUCUGGAAAAUCUCUUGAUAAUGGCAAUACCACUACUACUACACACCCUAAAAUUAAUGGGAAAAAUCAGUCCGCUAAAAUGUACAUUACUACUGGCAAUAUACGGCCAGGAGACAGUGAUAGUUCUCCAAAACUCACACUUUCUAGCCCAAUUAGUGUCGGAAGGAAUGUACAUGGCAAUGAACAAUUACCUCAACCAUGUAUGGAUGAACAACAUUCUUCAUCCCCUUGCACCAUCGAUGAACCUAGAUCAAGUCCAAGCCAUGAGGCACCAAUGGAGCUUGCCACCUCACUUCAACCCUAUCCAAAACCACUCUGCCCAGCUGGAACUACCCUUCUUCCCCCGGGGGAAAUCUCAAACAUGAAUCCCAUAUUCAUGACAUGGUCCCUACCAAUGAACAACCCCCAAGCCCAGCCCAACCCCAACAUGCAAGCUCCUCCCUAUGCAAACCCUGUCCAACCAGAAAAUCCACCAAAUAUCCCACUCCAAAUGCCACAGGCUGCCCCACCACCAAUAGCAAACCUAGCUCCACCUGUUCAACUCCCUCCCAAUGCUCCAGAACCAGAAAAUGUCCUAAUGGAAGAGGAAGAGGAGAUAAAUCUACUAGGGUCCGGUCCAGUCCUAGAAUUUUCAAGCCUCAACGAGGUAAAAUGUUUCUCUUCAGAGAUCUCCUAG